This is a messenger RNA of Tetrahymena thermophila SB210, 159 nucleotides long. RefSeq names its product transmembrane protein, putative. NCBI's taxonomy places the organism in Eukaryota, Ciliophora, Oligohymenophorea, Hymenostomatida, Tetrahymenidae. The transcript has 2 exons. The record is from RefSeq and is a predicted model, not a curated record.
AUGACCUCCUAAAUGAAGCUCCCUUAAUUAAUGAGGUUUAUUGUUAUAGUAGCUAAAGAUAAUAGCAUUUCCCUUCUCCUUUCUUAUUUGAUUUUUGAGAUCUUUGGUACUUUAAUUUCAAGGUCAUCUCAUAGCAUUAUUUAAAAUAAAUAAUAUUGA